UUCCCCGCUGGCGGCAUCGAAUAAACAGGGGAGUGUCACUCCAUCGGAAUUACGUGUUCCGUUCAAAUAUGUUUUCGUAAUGCAACAGUUUUCGACUAGACAUCUAUCGGCAUACAUGUACGAGUAAAUUAAAAUCGUAUAAUCGACAUGUAACGACUAAAACCGAUCAACGGUUAAACAGCUUCCGAGAGAUAAAUAAUACAUAAUAUACCUACAUGCAACGAAAAAAAACCAGAUAAACAAAAAUUCUAACUUAAAUAUAUUUCCAUUUUGAUAUGCUCCAAGACUUACGACAGAAUACUCAAGAAACAAGAAAUACUGAAAGCAGCGAAAUUCUAUGGCGGCCAAGGACCGAGGCGGCAACAGUGCGGGCGGCGGUGGCCGGAAGAAGAAGCACGAACCACCGCCGAAGCCCAUACCGGAACAGGACAGGCAUAUUUGUGGGCUGAUAUGCGUGUGUCAGCUUACAUUCGUGCUGAGCUCCGUGUCGCUGGUGUACCUGUCAGUGGCCAUCUACGUGCCCGGCUACAGGGCUUUCAACGCGGCCAUCGAGACGGUUCCGCUCAUGUGCCAGACGAUCAACUCGACGGUGUCCAACAACUGCGAGUGGGCGUCGUGCGGCGAGUGGUGUCUGACGAAACCGUCGGGAAACUGUCCGCAGUACCUUGUCACGGUCCGGCACAACGGCACCGAAAUCGGGGUGGAGAACUGCACGCGGCUCACGAGCGUCUCAUGUCCGCAGGCUAAUCCGGAUACACUGAAACGGUACAACUGCAACAACAACAAAGAGUGUUUGGGUCUGACGGGYAUCAUGGCCUGUAGGCUAGGCCACUGUUCCAACAUGUCAGAGCUGUACCAGUGUUACUACAACAAGAGCGGAUCGUCGAUAAACAGCGACCAAGACAAUUUGAAGCUCAACGGUUAUUUCAUCUGUGAAAACGGGAGCUGUUUCACGAUUAAAUGGCCAUUCGACUGUGAUCGAUACUGUAACAAAAUCACGACGACGGGAGUGAACGUGUUCCUGCGACUCGGGGACACGGUGCACACGGGUGACUGUCAGCGAGUGGUGGCGUACAACAAGGCCAACGGCAAUGCGGCGCACGGGGAACCACUGGCGACGCCCAAAGAGAUCUGGACCGACGAGAACUCGACCAUCGGCAUAUUCAUGGCCAGCUGCAACGGCAUAACGAGGGACAGCGUCAAUUCUCUGAGAGCCUUUGACUGCAUCAACGGCACCGUACUCGAUGAAUCGCAAAUGCCGCAACUGUUCAUAAACUUCACGACGUUCUGGACGAUAUACGAAGCAAGCGAUCGGCCGCUCGACGAGACCAACACGUUCGUACCCGCGCAAUCCGCCCUCACCGUCUACAACUCCACCAGACUGUACAUMAACCAGCAAGGGUGCGUAAACACGUUGCGCAACGAGUGCAGAGACUUCAGCUUCACGCAUGGUCGAGCCGGCGACAACCACACGGCGCUGAGCCGGUUCCCAUGCUUUUACACAAAGAACGAUUCGUUCUCGGCGCUGGCCCGUUUUGACCUGAACAAGACGUGGUGGGAACUGAUGGUGGGCGUCACCGUGCCCGGCAUACUGUUCGCCGUGUCGUUCUUGACGUUGCUGAUCGUCCACCAGACGGUCAAGGUAGGCGACGACGCCCGCAUGACUUGCCAGUGGUGCGCGGACGGCGACGCCGGUGCCGCGGCCGACGAACCGUUCAUGAAGCACAUCGACAAUCAGGCAACUGCAGGUGGAGGGGGACGYAAGCACCGGAAGCGAGGCGACCUGCAGGAGCUCAGUGUCAUCGAAGCGCUGGUGGCUAGGUCGGCGGACAUGUCCGUCGGUGUCGACGGUAGGCGUCCGGUGGAUGGCCCGGACGUGUAGAGUGACACCGUUGCCAACGUUUAUAACAACAUAAUGAUGAUGUAUCGUUUUUAAUUGGACGGACGGACGUGCGAAAACCGUCAGGUCUAACCCUCCGUCGACCGCACACGAUAACUAAACGGUAACGCGCAGAAAUCGAACGUCAGGCCGAUAAUUUUUAAUAUGAUAUUAGAACAUAACGAUGUAAUAACAAUAUAAUAUAGUGUUGUUAUAUAAUUAUUGCAAUACCAUUUUCAUUUCGCGAACGAUUCAAAAAGCUUUUGCAAACAUUUUACUAUUCGGACUCGAGUCCACAAGUACAUAAAAGUUAUAUAUUAUAAAGCGUUAUUUUUUCUAUAUUAUUAUACUGACUAUUUCGUACGCCAAGUAAUAAAAUAAUAUACGUAAGUAAGAUAAUAUGUGUGUCGAGUACACAUUCACCGCGCAUUACGAGUGAAUAAUAUGAUAAAAAUGUAUACCUAUAGGCAAAUAUUCCGACCAUCAAAAAUUAUUCUUAAAAAACCAUUGUGUUGAUCAUAUUAUAGUCUUUUUUUUAUUUAAAGACAUUUUGUAAUUUUUUUUUUA
Messenger RNA from Diuraphis noxia (Russian wheat aphid), 2446 nucleotides. It is a transcript of the gene Teh4, whose product is annotated as tipE homolog 4 phospholipid transfer protein. Gene Ontology annotation, cellular component: plasma membrane. Gene Ontology annotation, molecular function: sodium channel regulator activity. NCBI's taxonomy places the organism in Eukaryota, Metazoa, Arthropoda, Insecta, Hemiptera, Aphididae. The record is from RefSeq and is a predicted model, not a curated record. Gene Ontology annotation, biological process: regulation of sodium ion transport.